CUUGCUUUUUCUUUUGCGCGGUGCUUUUCUAGACUUGCGCGUAUCCUGAUUACCACCGUCAAAGCUACAGACACAGACACAACUUCAGUAUCGCUCCAUCAUUUCAAGAUGCAGGUUCCUCUGUUUCGUCUACAAUGUGGUGUCAACUCGUACGCCUGGGGUAAGAAGGGUGACGAUUCUGCCGCUGCACGAUUCGCUGCUGCUACGCCGUCUGAUGAGCUCAAGAUCGAGUCUGAUACCCCAUAUGCUGAGCUGUGGAUGGGAACGCACCCCUCCAACCCCUCCCGAGACCUCAACACCGGCCGAACUCUCCUAGAACUUUGCGAGGACAACCAAGCGCUUCUCUCCCAGACCAUCUCCUCCCACUACGGCAACAAGCUCCCCUUCCUCUUCAAGGUCCUCUCGAUAGCAAAGGCGCUCUCUAUCCAGGCCCAUCCCAACAAGAAGCUCGCCGAGCAGCUGCACGCCCGCGACCCAAAGAACUACCCCGAUGACAACCACAAGCCCGAGAUGGCCAUCGCCAUCACACCCUUCGAGGGUCUCUGCGGAUUCCGACCCCUAGGAGAGAUCGCACAUUUUCUCGACACCGUACCUGCGCUGCGAGCGCUCGUGGGCGAUGAGGUUGCAAAGGAGUUUGCGCAGGUCGCCAAGGAUGAUGAGGAGGGUGUUACAGACGAGAAGAAGAAGUUGUUGAAGAAGGCUUUUGGAGCGCUCAUGUCUUCGUUGGCUGAGGAUAUCGCCGAGCAGAUGCCCAAGCUAGCUGAGCAGGCAGAAAAGGAGGGAGCUGAUUUCGCUGGCGGUGGUGUCGUUGCUACUUCUGGUGAGAAGCUUGCUGAGCUCGUCAAGCGAACGCACGGCGAGUUUGGCGACGACAUUGGCUGCUUUGUGCUCUUCUUCCUCAACUUUGUCACGCUCGAGCCCGGCGAGGCUUUGUUCCUGGUCGCCGACGACAUCCACGCCUAUAUUUCGGGCGACAUCAUGGAGUGCAUGGCUGCAUCGGACAAUGUUGUCCGCGCCGGCUUCACGCCCAAGUUCAAGGACGUGUCUACGCUGGUCGACAUGCUGACCUACAACUUUGCGCCCAUCGAGGAGCAAAAGAUGACGCCCACAGACUACCCCUACGCAACACUCAACCGCGCGGGCUACAGCUCCGGCUCAGCAGUCGUUCUGUAUGACCCCCCGAUCGAGGAGUUCAGCGUCGUGCGCAGCGUUCUCCGCGGCGAUGGUUCCAAGGCCACUUUUGAUCCUCUCGAGGGACCUAGUGUAGUCAUCUGCACUGGCGGCCGUGGAAAGAUCUCGGUGGGACCUACGAGCGCUGAGAUGAAGGAGGGGUAUGUGUACUUUGUGGGUGCGACGGCUGAGCUUGUGCUUGAGUCUGAGGGUGGUGAGGAUGAUGAGUUUACGACGUUUAAGGCGUUUUGCGAGAUUGAUGACUCGGAGAAGCAGAAGCUUUAGAGAGGUGUUCUGGCUUCUGUUUAUGAGCGUGAAAAUUGGUUUUUGAGAUAGGGAUGUGGCAGAUAUAUGUUAAUUGAGAUUACGGUCUAUGAUAUUUUUAUUUAUUUACGAGUUGAAGUAUGGAUAGAGGCACUUGGACGCUAUUGAUGUUCGUCGUGGUCGAUUAUGAGAGACGACAUAGCAGGUAGCGUGUAACUAGUGAUACACUAUGAAUCUUGAUAUAAAAGAAGACUGACCUUGGUAGUAGUACUUUAUCAUC
Messenger RNA from Fusarium graminearum PH-1, 1714 nucleotides. RefSeq names its product mannose-6-phosphate isomerase. The transcript has 2 exons. Gene Ontology annotation, cellular component: cytosol. The record is from RefSeq and is a predicted model, not a curated record. Gene Ontology annotation, molecular function: zinc ion binding; mannose-6-phosphate isomerase activity. Lineage: Eukaryota; Fungi; Ascomycota; Sordariomycetes; Hypocreales; Nectriaceae. Bases 109 to 1455 code for a protein of 448 amino acids. Gene Ontology annotation, biological process: carbohydrate metabolic process; GDP-mannose biosynthetic process.